AUGAUCAUUUUAUUUCUAUUAACAUUAAUUGGGACAAAUAUUAUCGAUAGUAGUCACUCUAAUGGUGGUACUAUAAACUGGGCAUCAGCAUAUCCUAAUUCUUCUUCUUCAUCAAUUGUGAUUAUUGUUACACAAUUUUAUUCGUGGCAGUAUCCGACUAUAAGUUGUUUGACAAAUGUACCCACCUCAACUGAUUGGCUUUUAUAUCCCAGUGUUAGUUUAACUUGUGUUGCUAAUUGUUCUACCCAAGGUGGCUAUUCUAGUAAUACAAUUAGUAUUUUAACUGAUUGUACUUCAUACAGCGCAUCAUUGGGAAUUUUAUCAAGUCAACGAUCUGUUAAUAUAACAUCUAAUGAAAGUACGUAUUUUUGGAUCGCUUAUCAAGGUAUUUCUUGGAGACCUUUGGCGAACGCUGCAACAAGUUUUAAUCCUGGAUGGUCAAUUGUAUCUUUGAUUAACCUUCAAAGACGUCCCGAUGGUUUAAUUAACACUCAACCAGUGUCGCAGGUAACUUCGCCUCAAUAUGUUAUUGUCAACAAUACAGCUACAAUUAAAAUACCUGUGACAGAUGUUGACGUAGGUGAUGAUAUACGUUGUCGAUGGUCCUCAAAAAACAGGUACUGUAUACAAACAUGAAUUAAUAACUUUCACAUCUUCUGGCACAAUUAAACAUAUAGAAAUUCUAUCAGCGAUAUGAUAGCCGUGUGACUUACAAAAAGACGUGUUAAAUGGAUGUGUUAUAGAAGUGAAAAUAAUAUCCACGUCUGCUUUAAGACAGCCUUCACGAGAGUACCAAGGAUCACCCCAGUAUACGAGGCACUGUUCAAAGAUUAAAUUUUUGAUUUUUAGCUCAUUUGGUUGUACUAUAAUAAAGUUAGUCUAUAUCGACUUUUUACCAUUACUUACCUAUCAUCAAGAAAUACUCAUAAAUCGUUCCAUAAAUGUCUAUCAGGUUUACAUUUCAACAAGUUAAAGCAUUUUUUUCGUGCAAUAUACCAAACAUUAGACGUCGUUGCUGUAAAUGUUAACACACAAUCAGAUAAAUUUGCAAAACUAAUCGUACUCGCAGAAGUACAAACAUCACCACAUUCAUCAACACCAUAUGCACUAUUUACGAAAAAGAAUAUACGUAGGUCCAGCGAUCCGAGAACGGAUCCGAUGGUCGGUCCUAUUGAAAUUCCAAUCCUAUCCGACUGUAAGAAGCGACGCAUAUUCCGUCCGUCGGAUUCCUAUAAAAUUUCUGUAAAAUCCGUAAUGAGCUGCAAUCCCUUGGAGAAGUCUGCUGUCCAAACUCUAACAGACCUUAAACAUGACUUUGUGUGGGCUUAUGCUGUUGAAAUUUGAUGUGAUUCUUGCGACCUCCCGAUCAAAGAUCGCCACGGGUCACACGACAGUUAUUUUCUUCACGUCGGGUUAUGCUCUCAUACAAGGAUUUGUACAGGAUGAUCCAAAAAAAACUUAUCCCCUGUGUAUUUAUUGACUUUCUUGUGUACAAAUAUAAUUUAACUUUCUGUCAUUAGUUUAUUCAAACAGAGUAAAGAUUUCUGGACAAAAUGAGACGUCUUCGA
This is a messenger RNA of Didymodactylos carnosus, 1568 nucleotides long. Lineage: Eukaryota; Metazoa; Rotifera; Eurotatoria; Philodinida; Philodinidae. The record is from the annotation of a GenBank genome assembly.